AUGCCAGUAGAACGAGCAAAUUUCGGCAUGUUCGCAGUCACUGGAUUUGCGCCUAACUUUGCACAAACUGAAGACAACAUUCACUUCGACGAAGGCAGGAUGCAAGAGGAGGAAGAGCCCUCAUACAAGGAGCGCAUCAUCAUUCAUAUCGACAUCGAUUGCUUUUAUGCGCAGACGGAAGAGAUAGCUCGUCCAGAAUUGAAACUUCUACCUCUGGCUAUUCAGCAAAAGCACAUUGUCGUCACUUGCAACUACGAAGCUCGAAAAUACGGUGUUGGCAAGCUGGAACUCUUAACCGAAGCACUCAAAAAAUGUCCACAGCUGGUCGUGGUUAGUGGUGAAGACAUUUCAAGAUAUCGCAGAAGCAGCCGUCAUAUCUUUGACCUCGUAAACGUCGCCGUCAAUGGAAACUCAUCACUGCCUAGAGUCAAUGUUGAGCGUCUCGGCUUUGAUGAACUCUUUAUUGAUGUUACCGAUAUCGUCUCUGCUCAUUUGGAUCAGGCUGGAAUGGACAUUCCUAUUGGUUCGAUAAUACAGCUGGAUUUGUUUCCUGAUCUCGAAUCGAUAGUGGAUGAGAAUGACUGGUCGCCAAUGUAUUUACGAUAUCAGUAUGGGACGUUUGAAGGCAAUGUUGUUGGUGUACAACCUCAGCAGUCACUUGAUCGUCAGCAUUUAUUGCUUGCAACUGCUUCACACUUGGCUAGGCAUCUUAGGCAUGUGAUAUACCGACGAUUAAAGUAUACGUGUAGUUCUGGAGUUAGUGUGAAUAAGUUGUUGUCCAAGAUUGUUGGGACCAAACUGAAACCAGAUGGUCAAUCAGUGUUGAUGCCGAGUGAAACCUCCACAUUUAUGAAUGGUGUCAGUCUGCGAAAAGUGACUGGAAUUGGACGUAAAACAGGUGCUGAAAUCGUAAACUACAUAGCUACAGUCAGACCAGAAUGGGAUGGAGAGAAGGACGAAUGGGGACAUCCCAAAAAGAUGCCAACGUGUGUAGAGCUACUCGAAAUCGCUGACCUAAAGCAGUGGUCCAGCUGGUUUGGAGAUGCACUAGGCAAGAAGAUUGAUGGACUCUUGAGAGGAAUAGACCCAUCUCCUGUAAUCCCAACAGGUUUAUCACAACAAAUAUCAGUAGAAGACUCCUUCCAGCACUGCAAUACCACCGCCGAUGCACGUACACGUCUGAUAGAGCUAGCUACAUCAUGGCUCGAGAGAGUACAAGAAGAAGAAUAUGUCGAAACCGAUAAUAGUAGUUUCCUGAAUCUCCUCUUGUAUGGUGCUGCUCUUGAUAAACAGCAGGAGAAUCCAUCACAAUGGCGUAGACAUGCCACAACACUGCGACUUACCAUCCGUUUAAGAAAGCCUGGAGAGCGAGGAUGGAGUGGCGACAGAGAGUCAAAAGCUACUGCACUACCUGUGGACGUGUUUGAUACUACCAUAUCUAUACCAGAUCGUGCACAAGCACUAGCAGAUCGACAUCUAGUACCAUUGUUAAGCAAGAUGGUGCAGUCGCGUCCGCAGUGGGACAUGACGCUACUCAAUAUUAGUUGCUCGGACUUUAAACUUGGACCGCCCCAGAAAUCUAUUAGUAAUUUCUUUAGGAGUGAUGACGGCAAGGGUAUGGUUGCCAGUAGUGGUAGCAGUGGUAGCAACGAUACACCACCAAAGAGUCCUCCCAGUAAGGCCGAUAUACUCAAACGGUUGGGAAUAGAUCCAUCUGUAUUCGAAGAACUGCCGAUUGAUGUGCAGGACGACAUCUUGCAAGAAGCUCAACAGCCUUUAAAUAGUAAACCUGUAAAUAAUAGUACGAGCAACACAACCUCAUCAUCGAAACGAAAGUCUGAGAGCAACACAACCAAAAAGCCAAACAAGGUCAGAACGCUCGACGCGUUCUGGACAAGUAAAUAA
Molecule: messenger RNA, 1905 nt
Organism: Synchytrium microbalum
Lineage: Eukaryota; Fungi; Chytridiomycota; Chytridiomycetes; Synchytriales; Synchytriaceae
Product: DNA-directed DNA polymerase
Exons: 5
Coding region: 1-1905 (634 amino acids)
Biological process (GO): translesion synthesis
Molecular function (GO): DNA-directed DNA polymerase activity; damaged DNA binding
Source: RefSeq, a predicted model, not a curated record